This is a messenger RNA of Lutra lutra (Eurasian river otter), 1230 nucleotides long. RefSeq names its product glutathione S-transferase theta 2B (gene GSTT2B). Lineage: Eukaryota; Metazoa; Chordata; Mammalia; Carnivora; Mustelidae. The record is from RefSeq and is a predicted model, not a curated record. Bases 77 to 811 code for a protein of 244 amino acids. Gene Ontology annotation, molecular function: glutathione transferase activity. Gene Ontology annotation, biological process: glutathione metabolic process. Gene Ontology annotation, cellular component: cytoplasm. The transcript has 5 exons.
AUAUCUCUCGGAGCGCCCCAGUCCUGCCACCAUUGCUAUCCUGGAUUUUUGUCCGUGCCGUCCUGCUGCCACCGCGAUGGGCCUGGAGCUCUACCUGGACCUGCUGUCCCAACCCUGCCGUGCCGUCUACAUUUUCGCCAAGAAGAACGGCAUCCCCUUCAAGCUGUGUACCACGGAGGUGUUCAAAGGGCAGCUCCAGAGCAAGGAGUUCUUCCAGAUUAAUAUGCUGCGGAAGAUACCCGUCCUCAAAGAUGGUGACUUCAUCUUGACUGAAAGCUCCGCCAUCUUGAUUUACCUGAGCUCUAAGUACCAGACGGCAGACCACUGGUACCCCUCCGACCUUCAGGCCCGCGCUCGUGUCCACGAGUAUCUGGGUUGGCACGCCGACUGCAUCCGGGGCACCUUCGGUGUGCCCUUGUGGACCCAGGUGAUAGCACCACUCACUGGGGCCCACGUGCCUGAGGAGAAGGUGGAACGGAACAAGAUGGCCAUGGACCGGGCGCUGCAGCAGGUGGAGGACAAGUUCUUGGGGGACCAGGCCUUCCUCAUCGGCCAGCAGAUGUCACUGGCUGACCUCAUGGCCUUCGAGGAGCUGAUGCAGCCUGUGGCUGUUGGCUAUGACCUCUUUGAGGGAAGGCCGAAACUGGCAGCAUGGCGUGAGCGAGUGGAGGCUUUCCUGGGUUCUGAUCUGUUCCAAGAGACCCAUGGUACCAUCCUGAACAUCCUGGAGCAGGUGGUCAACAAAAAAUUUCCAAAGCCUUCCCCAGAAGUCUAUCCGUAUAUUCUGCUUCAUAUUUCCAGGAUUCCCUGAGGAGUCUGGAAGGGGGAGCUGAUGGUUGGAGGCCAGGAGAUUAGUUCUUAGUUUCUUUCUUGUCCUUUUUCAUCCCUCUGUCUUACCUCAGUCUCUUGUUUCUGACUCCUGGAGGAGCUCUACCACAGGUAGGAUGCCUGAUGUCCUGGGCAGUGCUGCUUCUCAGGUAUAGCACAUAUAAUCAACAGAAGACUAAAAUCCACCAUAUAUAAAGAGCUCUAGAAAUCCAAUAGCAUGAGGAAGAACAAAUCAACUUAAAAUCAGCAAAUGUCAUUGGUCUUUUAAGUAUAAUGAAGACUUGGGGAGACGCCUGAGUGGCUCAGUCAGUUAAGUGUCUGCCUUCAGCUCAGGUCAUGAUCCCAGGGUCCUGGAAUUGAGUCCCACAUCAGGCUCCUUGCUCAGCAGGGAGCCUGCUUCUC